Molecule: messenger RNA, 3604 nt
Organism: Gossypium raimondii (Peruvian cotton)
Lineage: Eukaryota; Viridiplantae; Streptophyta; Magnoliopsida; Malvales; Malvaceae
Product: leucine-rich repeat receptor-like serine/threonine-protein kinase BAM3
Exons: 2
Coding region: 302-3280 (992 amino acids)
Biological process (GO): protein phosphorylation
Molecular function (GO): ATP binding; protein binding; protein kinase activity
Source: RefSeq, a predicted model, not a curated record
UCAAUGUACUGUUUAUUUUCUUCCUCUUGGAGAUAAACUUAAAAAGAAAAAAAAAAAAGAAAAAAAGAGGGAGAGGAGCAAAUAAAGGAGAAGCUUGGCUUCUUUCUUCGUGUAUGAAGACUUUUCUAUCAAGAUGAUUGAUUCCACAAGCCUAUACACACUUGAAGUUUCUCAGAUUCCUUUCACUUUUCCUUCUUUUCCUAGAAAAUCUUUUCUUGUUGUAACUCUUAAAUCCCUUUGUCUUUGCUUCAAGUCCUUCCAAAUCCCAUCCUCUUGAAAACAAAUUCCCAAAGGAAAAAACAUGGUCCCUCUCAUUGUUUUGACAUUAUUCUCUCUUCUAAUCACCUUUUCUUCUUGUUCUUCUGCUUCAUUGAUUAAUGAUUUUCAUGUCUUGGUCACACUCAAAAAAGAAUUUGAAUUCCCUGAACCUUUCUUAAGUUCAUGGAAUUCUUCGGACCUCAGUUCGGUAUGUUCUUCUUGGGUCGGAAUAGGGUGUUCCAAGGGACGAGUUGUUUUAUUGGACUUGACAGAUAUGAACAUGGGUGGCUCUGUUUCACCGCAGAUUUCAAAGCUGGAUAGGUUGACUAACCUCUCCCUUGCCGGAAACAACUUCACCGGCAGAAUUGUGAUCGGCAACUUAAGUAACCUUCGGUUCCUCAACAUUUCGAACAACCAGUUUCAUGGUAACCUGGAUUGGAACUAUGAAAGUAUUGCUAACUUGGAAGUGUUGGAUGCUUAUAACAACAAUUUCACUGCUGUACUCCCUGUUGGGAUUCUUGCUUUGAAGAAACUCAGGUACUUGGAUCUUGCUGGCAACUAUUUCUAUGGCGAAAUUCCACCGAGUUAUGGCACGUUAGUGGGAUUACAGUAUCUUUCACUGUCGGGAAAUGACCUUCGUGGUAAAAUCCCUGGUGAAUUAGGCAAUCUUAAAAACUUGAAAGCGCUUUACUUGGGGUAUUAUAAUGUUUUCGAAGGUGGUAUCCCAGUGGAGUUCGGUAAUUUGGUUAACUUAGUUACCGUGGAUCUUUCAAGCUGUGAAUUGGAUGGCCCAAUUCCUCAUGAACUGGGGAACUUGCAGUUGCUUGAUGCACUGUAUCUACAUAACAAUCAACUGUCUGGUCCGAUUCCGAAGCAAUUAGGCAACUUGACAAGCCUGGUUUAUCUCGAUCUUUCACGCAAUGCGCUCACCGGAGAAAUCCCGUCGGAGUUCGUCAAUCUUAAGCAGCUCAGGCUUUUCAAUCUGUUCAUGAACAAGUUACACGGGUCUAUUCCAGAUUAUGUAGCUGAGUUGCCUUAUUUGGAAACUCUGGCGCUUUGGAUGAACAACUUUACCGGUGUUAUACCGAAGAAUCUCGGUCAAAACGGGAAGCUGCAGUUGCUCGAUUUGUCGUCGAACAAGCUCACCGGUACGAUCCCACUGGACUUGUGUGCUUCGAAUCAGUUAAUGAUAUUAGUUUUGAUGAAAAAUUUCCUGUUUGGAAAUAUUCCUCAAGGGCUAGGGAGAUGUUAUAGUCUCAGCAGAGUAAGGUUGGGGCAGAAUUACUUAAAUGGUAGCAUUCCAAAUGGCUUCAUUUACUUGCCUGAGUUAAGUUUAGUUGAGUUGCAGAGCAAUUACCUGUCGGGGACAUUGUCUGAAAAUGGUAAUAGUUCCUCCAAGCCUGUUAAGUUAGGACAGCUUAAUUUAUCAAACAAUCUCUUGUCUGGUCCAUUACCAUUAUCACUUUCCAAUUUCUCUUCUCUUGAAAUCCUUUUACUUGGCGGAAACCAAUUUUCUGGUUCAAUACCACCUUCUAUAGGUGAACUCAGGCAAGUCCUCAAGCUUGAUCUUAGUAAAAAUUCACUUUCCGGUACCAUUCCACCCGAAAUUGGAAACUGUUUCCAUCUCACUUACCUUGAUAUGAGUCAAAACAACCUUUCUGGUUCAAUUCCACCUCAAAUUUCCAAUGUGCAUAUCCUGAGUUACUUGAAUGUAUCAAGGAACCUUUUAAAUCAAGCCAUUCCUAGAAGCAUUGGGUGGAUGAAAAGCCUUACGGUUAUCGACUUCUCGUUCAACGAUUUCUCCGGGAAGCUGCCGGAAUCCGGCCAAUUCGCGGUCUUUAACGCUUCAUCAUUCGCAGGCAAUCCUAAACUCUGUGGUUCUCUCUUGAAUAAUCCUUGCAAUUUCACUGCAAUUACACGCACCCCAAGAAAAGCCCCUGGAGACUUCAAGCUUUUCUUUGCACUAGGCCUUUUGAUAUGCUCUAUAAUAUUCGCCACUGCCGCUAUAAUUAAGGCCAAGUCAUUCAAGAAAAACGGUUCGAGUUCUUGGAAGAUGACCGCGUUCCAAAAGCUUGAUUUCACAGUUUCCGACAUCCUCGAAUGUGUUAAAGACGGUAACGUGAUCGGAAGAGGAGGGGCAGGGAUCGUAUACCACGGGAAAAUGGUGAAUGGCAUGGAAAUUGCAGUGAAAAAACUCCUCGGUUUGGGCACUAGCAAUCAUGAUCAUGGUUUUCGAGCCGAAAUCCAGACGUUGGGAAACAUUAGGCAUAGAAACAUCGUCAGGUUACUAGCAUUUUGCACCAACAAGGAAACCAAUCUCUUGGUUUAUGAAUACAUGAGAAAUGGGAGUCUCGGAGAAGCAUUACAUGGGAAAAAAGGUGCAUUUUUGGGCUGGAACCUAAGGUACAAAAUUGCAACCGAAGCAGCUAAAGGCUUGUGUUACCUUCACCACGAUUGUUCGCCGUUAAUCGUUCAUCGCGACGUUAAAUCAAACAACAUUCUGCUCAAUUCCAGCUUCGAAGCACACGUAGCCGAUUUCGGAUUAGCAAAAUUCUUGGUCGGUGGCGGCGCGUCGGAAUGUAUGUCAGCUAUUGCAGGGUCCUACGGCUACAUUGCUCCUGAAUACGCAUAUACACUAAAAGUGGAUGAGAAAAGUGAUGUUUAUAGCUUUGGAGUAGUUCUUUUAGAACUAAUCACAGGUCGAAAACCAGUAGGUGAAUUUGGUGAAGGCAUAGAUAUCGUACAUUGGACUAAAUUAGUGACGAAUUGUCGAAAAGCUGAAGUCACUAGCAUUGUCGAUCCAAGGCUAACAACAGUGCCCAAAGACGAAGCAAUGCACUUAUUGUUCAUCGCAAUGCUAUGCGUACAAGAAAAUAGCAUUGAACGUCCGACGAUGAGGGAAGUGGUUCAAAUGUUAUCGGAGUUUCCUCGUCAAUCCCCCGAGUACCACCAAACUUCAUCUUCUUUCCUCAUUCACAAUCAACAAAAAAAUAUCUUGAAAAAAGAAAUUACCCAAAAAUAAAAUGAGGCUAUAUUUAAGGACAUGGAACCCCCUUUUUUUCACUUUUAGAGUUUUAUGGUGUUCUAAAUUUGUGGGUUACAGUUUGCUAUUUGCAAAGUAUAUAUCUUUCUUUCUUUUUAUUCCUUGUUAAAAUUCACUUUAGAUUUAGGUAUAGAAUUAGGGGUAAGUAAUCAAUGGAGGCACUUGCUUUGCUAAGGGGUGCAGGUAGAAAGAGUUUGCAACCUUAAACUAUGGGGUAAACCAUGCACACCCCUGUUGUGUUGUAUUCUAUAUAUUAUAUAGAUUUUUUUUUAUAUUUUACUUGGAUAAAAUUUUUAUUUUGUC